UUUCUGUGAAAUCAAAACAAAUAAAAACACGAAUCUUAUAAAAUAUGGAUAUUAGAAACAACGAUCCCGGCGCGGUUCAAUAUGGCAACUUCUUCAACUACUAUCAGUUCAGUUCCGCCGCAGAACGCGUGAAACUCUUACCAGACGCGGACAUAUGGCUUCCUGCGUUGGAGGAUGGAGAAACCCAAAAGGAUAAACCCUAUUUCAUCCUGGAUGUGGGCUGCAAUUGCGGCGUACUCACUCAACUCAUGCAUAAAUAUCUGGAGGAACGUCUUCAUAGAUCUGUGAAAGUUCUAGGUGUGGAUAUAGACCCUCGGCUGAUUCAACGUGCCAGCGAGGAGAAUGAAUCCCCGAAAGAUGUGAGCUACGCCUGCGUGGAUGUCCUCGAUGAUGAAGCCUUUGAAUCCGUUAAAACCUAUAUGGAGGUGAAUAAUCUCGAGAAAUUUGAUGCCAUUUGCUGCUACUCCAUUACCAUGUGGAUUCACUUGAAUCACCAUGAUCAAGGCCUGCGAUUCUUUCUGCAAAAGCUCUCCAAUCUGGCAGAGCUCCUGGUGGUGGAACCACAGCCCUGGAAAUGCUAUCAGAAAGCAGAGAGACGCCUGAAAAAAGCCGGAGAGAUAUUCCCUCUUUUCCUGGAACUUAAGUGGCGAUCUGAUGUGGAUCUUCAGAUACAAAAGUACCUGGAAGAGUCUUUGGACCGAAGAAAGAUAUUCAAAUCCGCACCAACUAAAUGGCAGCGAAAGAUCUGCUUCUACAGAUGAUAAUAAAAGCUAAAAGGACAAUGUUUAUAUAGGAGAAACCUAAAACUGCUGCGAAGUAUCGUAGCAUAUUCAUGUAUUCCUAUAUUAUCAUUCCUACUAUUGGAUUUUACAAUUCAACUGAUGCGAAUGUGUUUUCUAGCCACUAAAUUGGACAACUUUUUCAACUGGCUGAUAAGAAAAUAAAAUCUUUAAAGUUACAAACUG
Drosophila melanogaster (fruit fly) is the source of this 965-nucleotide messenger RNA. RefSeq lists its product as uncharacterized. The record is from RefSeq and is marked reviewed. Gene Ontology annotation, molecular function: methyltransferase activity. The coding region runs from base 45 to 761 and encodes 238 amino acids. The transcript has a single exon. NCBI's taxonomy places the organism in Eukaryota, Metazoa, Arthropoda, Insecta, Diptera, Drosophilidae.